Molecule: messenger RNA, 1347 nt
Organism: Acaulospora colombiana
Lineage: Eukaryota; Fungi; Glomeromycota; Glomeromycetes; Diversisporales; Acaulosporaceae
Source: the annotation of a GenBank genome assembly
AUGACUUCUCAGGCCGAAGGCCUACCCACACCUACACAUACAAUAGCAGAGAAAGGAAAGAACCGCAAGGAUCCCGAAACAAUGCCUACAGAAGAAAGAACCGCAGACUCCGACAUUGAAAUGAUGGAAGAAGACGAGACUCCACACACCGAGAAAAUACAUAAUACAGACCUAUCCUCUCAACAAAACUUUGGCUGGCCGAAUCCUAGAACCAAAUUACAGAGACCGCGCCCAAGGUCUCCUUUUGACCCAAGUAGCAGAUAUGACCGUACUAGAUGUAAAGUGGGAAUCAAAGCACAAGAUAUUCCAGGAGACACCAAUACAAAAAAAAUAAUUUUCUUGACUAGAGCUCUAGGCUCGCCAGAAGACCUCCUCAACAUCCGCAGUGAACCUCUCAACGAUGAGACACACAUCACUGCCCUUUUCGGCAACCAGCAGGCAGCACAAGAAGUUAUCACUAUCAACAUACAACUCACCUUUUCCAAAUUUGGAACGAUCAACAAUAUCACGAUGAGGACUCAUCAAAUGUGGCAAUCCACGACCAUAACCUUCCAAGACAAGAAUGACAAACUCAAAGUUACCAAUCAAGGAAGCAUACUAAUCAAAGGGGACUCUAUCAGGGUCUUUGAUGCAAUACUAGACAUGAAACAAAUGAAGAACCAAGUAUCUAUUGCAGCAAAACUAACUGGCCUCCCACCUAAUACGACAGCAUUUGACUUAAAACACAUAUGUCAACAAGUCGACGCUAAAACCUGUUAUAUCACUCAUCAUAUGACAUAUACCAGAAAAAGAUACGCAGUACUGAGUUUUGAAACUGAGACUAAACAAAAAGAAGCACUCAACAAAACCUUCACUUUAGGGGAAACAGACACUACUAUCAUGCCCAUGGAUACAAAACUUUGUGCUAUCUGUGACCAAUACAACCACCUUGCAGCACAAUGCCCAAGAAAGGAAAUCUACCAACAAUGGACCGAAUACAACAAAGGACAAGCAGAACACUUCAGAAACAGUCAAAAUAGCAAUCAUAAUAACCAAGCUGAUGAUGACUUUGGUACUGAAUCGAAAUCUCAAUAUAUUGAAAAUACCAACCCAAACACCUCAUUACUCUCCAAUACAACAGACAACGAAUCCAUCACUACACUUCUAACACAAACCAACUCCUUACCCCAUCAAAAGAAACAACUAACAACAGACCAUCACCCCAGCUCUCAGAACAGCAGAACCGAAACCUUUGACAAUACACAAACGGACAAACCCUUCAUCACAAUCACAACACUAAACUGCAGAGGACUUAACGAUGAAGCCAAACGUAACACAUGGAUGGAAGCUUGGCAACAACACUCUUAG